AUGGCUGGGUUCUGUGAUGGCCUGGCUUCCUGCUCGGUCCCGCACGGCCUGACUCGGGCAGUCGCUCAUCCCCCGGGCUACGGCCGCCCAGAUCUGGGCUCUGGUCGGCGCCUGUGGGUGAACUCGGCUUCUUUCAGCCCCGCGUCCUACACGGCGGGACCGGGACCCGCUCCAUCCUACGCUGCAGCAGCCCUCGCUGCCCCGGGCUCGCUCCUCGGCGCUGCAGGCGGCCUGGCGGGCACCGAUCUCGCGUGGCUGAGCCUGUCGGGUCAGCAGGAGCUGCUGAGGCUGGUACGGCCACCCUAUUCCUACUCUGCGCUCAUCGCCAUGGCCAUCCAGAGCGCGCCGCUGCGCAAGCUGACGCUCAGCCAGAUUUACCAGUACGUGGCCAGCAACUUCCCCUUCUACAAGCGCAGCAAGGCGGGCUGGCAGAACUCCAUCCGCCACAACCUGUCGCUCAAUGACUGCUUCAAGAAGGUGCCCCGAGAUGAGAACGACCCAGGUAAAGGCAAUUACUGGACGCUGGACCCAAACUGUGAGAAGAUGUUCGACAAUGGGAACUUCCGAAGAAAGAGGAGGAGGAGAGGAGAGACCAGUGUAGCCGCUGUGCCUGGAGCUAGCAGCUCAGAGGGAGCCACACUGGAUCCCCGUGGCGCAGCUUCCCAAGACACUCAGACCUCGCGAUCCCCGCCUACGCCUGAGGCUGCCCCCUGCCUCUCAGGCUUCUCCACCGCCGUGGGUGCCCUGACUGGCGGCUUAGGCACCCUCCCUGAGGGCCUGGUCCGUGACUUUUCUUCCCGAAGGCCACCAACCGCGGCUGCCCACAGUCCUCAGAUCCCUAACACCGCCCCGGGCUUUGCCCCUGGCCAUCAGACGAUGGCUCCCGGCCUUAGAGUGGGUCAUCUUGUCUACAGUAGGGAAGGCACUGAAAUUUAA
Messenger RNA from Onychomys torridus (southern grasshopper mouse), 936 nucleotides. It is a transcript of the gene Foxi2, whose product is annotated as forkhead box I2. Gene Ontology annotation, biological process: cell differentiation; regulation of transcription by RNA polymerase II; anatomical structure morphogenesis. Gene Ontology annotation, molecular function: DNA-binding transcription factor activity, RNA polymerase II-specific; RNA polymerase II cis-regulatory region sequence-specific DNA binding. Bases 1 to 936 code for a protein of 311 amino acids. The transcript is spliced from 2 exons. The record is from RefSeq and is a predicted model, not a curated record. NCBI's taxonomy places the organism in Eukaryota, Metazoa, Chordata, Mammalia, Rodentia, Cricetidae.